AUGGCGCUGCGGAGGGGCGGCGGGGCGCCGGGGCUGCUGCUGCUGCUGCUGGGCACCGCGUGCCUGACACCGCCGAGCGCGCAGGUGAGGCGGCUGGUGCGCUGCCCCGCCACUUGCAGCUGUACCAAGGAGUCCAUCAUCUGCGUGGGCUCCUCCUGGGUGCCCAGGAUCGUGCCGGGCGACAUCAGCUCCUUGAGCCUGGUAAAUGGAACCUUCUCAGAAAUCAAGGACCGGAUGUUUUCCCAUCUGCCUUCUCUGCAGUUGCUAUUGCUGAAUUCUAACUCGUUCACAGUCAUCCGGGAUGAUGCUUUUGCUGGACUCUUUCAUCUUGAAUACCUGUUCAUUGAAGGGAACAAAAUAGAAACAAUUUCGAGAAACGCCUUCCGUGGCCUCCGUGACCUGACUCACCUUUCUCUGGCCAACAACCACAUAAAAGCACUCCCAAGGGAUGUCUUCAGUGAUUUAGACUCUUUGAUUGAACUAGAUUUGAGGGGCAAUAAGUUUGAAUGUGACUGCAAAGCCAAGUGGUUGUAUCUGUGGUUGAAGAUGACGAAUUCCACUGUUUCUGAUGUCCUGUGUAUCGGUCCGCCAGAAUAUCAGGAAAAGAAGCUGAAUGACGUGACCAGCUUUGACUAUGAAUGCACAACUACAGAUUUUGUUGUUCAUCAGACUCUGCCCUACCAGUCCGUUUCAGUGGAUACGUUCAACUCCAAGAAUGACGUGUACGUGGCCAUCGCUCAGCCUAGCAUGGAGAACUGCAUGGUGCUGGAAUGGGACCACAUCGAAAUGAAUUUCCGGAGCUAUGACAACAUUACAGGUCAGUCCAUCGUGGGCUGCAAGGCCAUCCUCAUCGACGAGCAGGUCUUUGUGGUGGUGGCCCAGCUCUUCGGCGGCUCUCACAUUUACAGAUACGACGAGAGCUGGACCAAGUUUGUCAAGUUCCAAGACAUAGAGGUCUCUCGCAUUUCCAAGCCCAACGACAUCGAGCUGUUUCAGAUCGAGGACGAGACGUUCUUCGUCAUCGCCGACAGCUCCAAAGCCGGUCUGUCCACCGUGUACAAAUGGAACAGCAAAGGAUUCUACUCAUACCAGUCCCUGCACGAGUGGUUCAGGGACACGGAUGCUGAGUUUGUGGACAUAGACGGGAAGUCACACCUGAUCCUGUCCAGCCGCUCCCAGGUCCCCAUCAUCCUCCAGUGGAAUAAGAGUUCCAAGAAGUUUGUCCCCCACAGUGACAUCCCCAACAUGGAGGACGUGCUGGCUGUAAAGAGCUUCCGGAUGCAGAACGCCCUCUACCUCUCCCUCACCCGCUUCAUCGGGGACUCCAGGGUCAUGAGAUGGAAUAGCAAGCAGUUCGUGGAGAUCCAGGCUCUACCCUCCCGGGGGGCCAUGACCCUGCAGCCCUUUUCUUUUAAAGAGAAUCACUACCUGGCCCUGGGGAGCGACUACACGUUCUCCCAGAUAUACCAGUGGGAUAAAGAGAAGCAGUUCUUCAAAAAAUUUAAGGAGAUUUAUGUGCAGGCGCCUCGUUCCUUCACAGCCGUCUCCACUGACAGGAGAGAUUUCUUUUUCGCAUCCAGUUUCAAAGGGAAAACAAAGAUUUUUGAACACAUAGUUGUCGACUUAAGUUUGUGA
This is a messenger RNA of Rangifer tarandus platyrhynchus (Svalbard reindeer), 1635 nucleotides long. The record is from the annotation of a GenBank genome assembly. NCBI's taxonomy places the organism in Eukaryota, Metazoa, Chordata, Mammalia, Artiodactyla, Cervidae.